Molecule: messenger RNA, 1866 nt
Organism: Candidula unifasciata
Lineage: Eukaryota; Metazoa; Mollusca; Gastropoda; Stylommatophora; Geomitridae
Source: the annotation of a GenBank genome assembly
AUGACAUCACGCAUUGAGUCAAAAGGCAGUUCAGUACCUCAAGCACGCGUAAAAAUCAUUAGUAGUAAGCGUGAUUACUUCAACAUUGAUAAAAUGCAGCACAGUUAUGGUUCGGGAUCUCUGUUCGUUGACAACGACGCCUCCGAUGAAGACCUAGACAGCGAUAAGGAGAACCCUAUCUAUAACAACAACGCGGCGGGGAUGGAAACCGAUAAUGCAUACAAUAGUGAGGAUGAGGAGUUGCCUGUGUCUGUGUCAAAGAGUGUGAUGAGAUUGACGUCAUCGUCAUCUAACAAUAACGAAUCCGUUCAUAGACUUUUGCCCGUCAACGUUGGCAUUGAAGACGACGAAUCCAUCCGGGCGUCGUUUAUUAAUUCUAUAAAGAUAGAAAGUAGCGGUGCUACAUAUAAAUCGAAAGUAGCCGAUGGUAAUCAUGAGAAUAUUGAUUUUGUGGAUAUGGCAAUAUCUCGAGAUGCAUGCACGGACCUAGCUGAUGCAGAUUCCACCCAGGUGGACGCAUACAAACAGAAACAACAAAGAAAAUUAAAAUAUACCCCUAAAACUAUCAAAAACAUUGCUAAAGAAAAGAAUCAGUCUAAGUUAAAACCAUCAGUGAGCUUUGGUUGGUUUGAUGUGCUUAUUGGUAUUGUAGCCGUGACUUUAUUUUUUGUAGACAUUGGCACUGAUAUAGAACUGGCAGUUCAUUAUUUUAGGAACAGACUUUGGGUGUAUGGUGGUGUGACAACUGGGUUCAUCGUGGGACCAUCUCUUGUCACUUGCUUUCUUGGAUUGCACUGGUAUCUUCUUGAUUACAACAAGGAAAAGGAAGUGUUAGAGAGGCUGGAGAAGUUGGGGAAGAAGUCUAAAGCUUACAAGACACCAGGCUACGUUUGGUUUUUGAGGUUCUUCUUCACAUUACUGCAGUGUGGCCCAGUAAUCAGGGUUAUUGAGUACUUAUUCUGUGGUUACAAAAGUCGAAGUAAGGAUUUGGAUAUCAGAGAACGCAAGCGGUACUACAGAUUGAUGCUAUAUGAAGAUGUAGACAGUUGCUUACUUCGGCUCUUUGAAAGCUUUCUAGAGGCAGCCCCUCAACUGACCUGGCAGCUGUAUAUUGUGAUUGACCUGAAACCGAAAGAAGAUGUUGUUGGAACAUCAAUAAGAGCUCUAGCUUUGUUGUCCUCAUGGGGAAGCCUGGCAAUAUCACUGACUUCCUACCACAAGUCCUUGCGGAACUCUCAUGAAGAAAAGGCAAAAAUGUCCUUGAAGAGCCUCCCUUUUUAUUUCAUCUGGAGAGCAUGUGAGACGGGCGGUCGAAUUUUGUGCAUAUCCAUGUUUGCUUCUGCUUUCAGACUGUGGGUGUUUGGACCUAUAGCUUUCCAUUGGGCCUUCAUGUCUGGCUGGCUAAUUAUCCAGCGAACUGCGUUCUAUAAAAAUAAAUGCUUGGAGAAAGUGUUUAAUGUCAUUUGUGGCUAUGUCAUGAUAUUCUGUUUUUUGAAUGUCAGAGAGGGCCAGACCCGGUUUCGUUUUAUGCUGUUUUAUAUUAUACUUUACAUAGAAAAUUUUAUGAUGUUAGGUCUGUGGUUCCGUUACACACAGGAUCUGGGCGCAUGGUUCCAUCUUUGGGGUUUUAUAGUCAUACUGCUACUGUUUGUUUUUCAUGUGGUUUUCCAGCUUCUCUAUUACAUGUUUUUUCACCCGACAAGGAAUAUAAAAAUGUGUCCCCCUUGCAGUAAGUCAAUUAUAUGUAGCUCUAUAUGUUACGAAGUACAGCCGAGUGUAGCUGAAUCUGAUAGCAAGAGUGAGAGAUUAGCUAUUGAGGAAAUAGUUGUAGUGAGCAAAGUGCGCCAGACCGAAGGAAAUGAUUGA